AUGACUGGUGUUCAGAUACCUCUUUCUCAAACUACUGAAAAUUCUGAAGUAGUUAUUGUAAACAAUACAGUAGAUGCUUCACAUGCUUUCUAUAUCUACCCUUCAGAUAUUCCAGGCAUGAACCUUGUAUCUACUGUUUUUGACGGUAGAAGCUAUGGUGGUUGGAGAAGGGCUGUGAUUAUUGCUCUCUCAGCUAAGAACAAACUAGGAUUCAUUGAUGGAUCUCUAGAAGUUCCAGCUGAUACAGACCUGAAAAUGAAAAAAGCUUGGCCAAGAUGCAAUGAUAUGGUGUUGUCUUGGUUGCUAAAUUCUCUUUCAAAAGAAAUUGUUGAAUCAGUUUUGUACUCUCAAAGUGCCAAAAUUUUGUGGUCAGAUCUAGAAGAUAGAUUUGGUCAAGCAAAUGGUGCUAAGGUAUUUCAAUUUCAAAAGGAUCUUAAUGUUGUUGUUCAAGAAAAUUCCAGCAUAUCUGCUUAUUUUACUAAGAUGAAAAGUUUAUGGGAUGAACUAGAUGUUUUAAGCACUUUUUCUGCUUGUUCUUGUAGUUGUACCUGUGGUGCAAAGGAAAAGGGAUUUAAGGCUCAUCAAGAUGAAAGGCUACUCCAGUUUUUAAUGGGUUUGAAUGAUACUUUCUUAGGUGUUAGAAGCAAUAUCUUGUUAUCUACACCUUUACCCACUAUUGGUCAAGCUUACUCUUUUGUAAUUCAGGAUGAAAAACAGAGAGAGAUCCAUGCUGCUCCUGCUUAUCCAGGAGAUUCAACAUCAUUUCUAGUAGGUAAUGCAAGGGAAAGGAGGAACAAUGAGUAUAAGUCUAAUCAAGGAAAUUAUGCCAAGAAAUCUUCAUUGGUGUGUAAUUACUGUAAGAAAACAGGACAUACUAUUGACCAAUGCUACAAGAUCCAUGGGUUCCCUGAUGAUUUUAAGUUUACUAAACCUAAGAGGUACCAAAAGGGACCUGUUGCUGGAAAUGUUUUUAGCAUAGGGGAAGCAUCACAACAAGGAAAUUAUGAUCAUGUAGCUUUGAACAGUCUAUCACCAGAAAAUGUUAGUCAACUACUAGGACUGCUGCAAAAGAUGAAUCAAAAAGAUCAAGUUGAAUCAUCUGCAAAUAUGAUAUCCUCUGAUAGUGGAGCUUCUGAGCAUAUUACUUCUGAUAGAAGUUUCUUCUCUAACAUUAAUCCUCUUACUGAAUCUAUAAUUGUCACUCUUCCUAAUUCUCAUAAAGGCCCUUCAGUGAAGAGCCCUCAGGUGCUUGGUAAGGAAAAAGAAGGUUUAUAUAUUCUCAAGACCAGUGAUCCAGUUGUUGCUACAAACAAUCCUACCAGUUCCAAGUUUAAUAGUUUCUCUUUUUCUACUUUUCUAGCAGAUGUCUUUACUUCUAGUUCCAGCUAUUUUGAUUCCAAUGUAAAAGAAAAGUUGUGGCACUAUAGAUUAGGCCAUAUGCCAAUGAGAUAUCCUUAUGGGAAAAAGGGAUACAAGGUCAUGAAUCUUCAAACUAAGAAAAUAUCAGUCUCAAGGGAUGUGGUUUUUCAUGAAGAGUAUUUUCCCUUUUCUAAACAUGUGUCUUUUACCAGUUAUUUCCCCUCUAAUUCUUUACCUAAUUUGUCUGUUCCUUUUCAUUUCCCUCCAAAUUCUCCUGUUAAUCCUUGUUCAGAUCUUACUGAUAAUGCUAUACUUUCUAAUCAUAGUUGUGAUCCUCCUGAGGAUGUGUCUCCUGAUCCUCCUAUUUCUGAUUCCUAG
Molecule: messenger RNA, 1737 nt
Organism: Solanum verrucosum
Lineage: Eukaryota; Viridiplantae; Streptophyta; Magnoliopsida; Solanales; Solanaceae
Exons: 4
Coding region: 1-1737 (578 amino acids)
Molecular function (GO): zinc ion binding; nucleic acid binding
Source: RefSeq, a predicted model, not a curated record